AUGUCUCGCAUCAAUUACAAUGGAUCGACCUCGUUUUCAUCUAUACUACGCAAACCAUAUCAAUCUUUCAACAGCUAUUUCCUACUGGAAAAGUCUCCAACAUCAACAUUGGCCGAUUUGGAAACCAAUACCAGCAUCAGCACUAGUAUUCACAGACUAAAGCACCACAAGUUCACCAAAGGAGAGAUCUUGCACUAUGGGUUUCUUUCUAGUGUUUGGUUAUUUGUGUUUAUAAUAUACCCUGCAUCCAUUGUUUACAAAUUACCCGUUUUACUUGGCUUGUUGACCAUUCUUUCUGUUCCAGCUACUUCCCAAUUCUUUCUUCCAGCACUCCCCAUCUUGACAUGGUUGGGCUUUUAUUUCACCAGUUCCAAAAUCCCCCAUUCUUGGAAACCUGCCAUUUCUGUUAAAGUUUUACCAGCAAUGGAAACUAUCUUGUAUGGUGAUGAUUUAUCAAAUGUGUUGGCAACUAUCACCAAUAGAGGCUUGGAUAUCUUGGCUUGGUUACCCUAUGGUUUAACCCAUUUUGGUGCUCCUUUUGUUGUUGCUGCAAUUAUGUUUUUCUUUGCUCCUCCAACGAGUUUGAGAUCAUUUGGUUUUGCUUUUGGAUACAUGAAUCUUUUUGGUGUCAUGAUUCAAUUGAUGUUCCCAGCUGCUCCACCUUGGUACAAGAACUUGUACGGCUUACAACCAGCAAACUACACCAUGCAUGGUUCACCGGGUGGAUUGGGUCGUAUAGAUGAAUUGUUGGGAGUGGAUAUGUACACUACCGGAUUUUCAAACUCACCCGUCAUUUUUGGUGCUUUCCCAUCUUUACAUUCAGGCUGUUGUAUAAUGGAAGUUUUGUUUAUGUGUUGGUUAUUCCCCCGUUUGAAGAUUCUCUGGGUUUUCUAUGCAUCUUGGUUAUGGUGGAGCACAAUGUACUUGACUCAUCACUAUUUUGUGGAUUUAACUGGCGGUGCUGUGCUAUCGUUGGUGGUUUUUGAAUUUGUCAAAUUCAAGUAUUUACCUAAAGCCAACAAACGUUGUCGUUGGUCAUACACAGAAUUGGAGUAUUACAGUGCUACAAAUGAUGACCCUUUAGGCGGUAGUUUGGCCACUACUAGUCGAUUAGUUCGUGGAGAGGGAGGUGAAGGUGAUUUGGAGAACUUUGCCUACUCAAGGGUGUACCCAUCAUUAUCGCAGCAACAAUUGCAGGUUGGACAAGACCGCAACACACAGGAAGAAGGUUUUGAAAUGGGCAACAUCUCUCGCUCCAGGUCAUCACAGAGAUCUCUUUCCUUCCUUGGAGGACAAAGUAUUGGAGUCGCGGAGGAGAAUCUUGAAGAAGAUGAUGAAGAGGAUGUGGGUUCGGAAUCAUCCAAAACCCCAUCAGUGUUUGACGAAGAUCCUCAAAAUUUUGCUACUUCUCAAACCACUUCAGUUGAAGAUUUGAUUAGUAAUUCCAACGCACUUACCGGUGGUGGUAAUGGGCCCACUGAAAAGCCGAGACCCGGGAUCAACGGUUAA
This is a messenger RNA of Lodderomyces theae, 1509 nucleotides long. It is a transcript of the gene AUR1, whose product is annotated as inositol phosphorylceramide synthase. Bases 1 to 1509 code for a protein of 502 amino acids. Gene Ontology annotation, biological process: sphingolipid biosynthetic process; inositol phosphoceramide metabolic process. The record is from RefSeq and is a predicted model, not a curated record. NCBI's taxonomy places the organism in Eukaryota, Fungi, Ascomycota, Pichiomycetes, Serinales, Debaryomycetaceae. Gene Ontology annotation, molecular function: inositol phosphoceramide synthase activity. The transcript has a single exon. Gene Ontology annotation, cellular component: inositol phosphoceramide synthase complex.